Molecule: messenger RNA, 516 nt
Organism: Trichomonas vaginalis G3
Lineage: Eukaryota; Parabasalia; Trichomonadida; Trichomonadidae
Exons: 1
Coding region: 1-516 (171 amino acids)
Molecular function (GO): phosphatase activity
Source: RefSeq, a predicted model, not a curated record
AUGAGUGAAAUUCCAAAGAUUCUUCUCCUAGAUGUUGAUGGAGUAAUAUGGAUAGAUCAUGUACCUGUAAAAGGCGCAAUCGAAGGACUAAACAGAAUGAGGAAACUUGGAAUACGUCUUGUUUUAGUAACAAAUAAUUGUUCUAAGACACGAGAACAAUAUCUUAAACAAUUCGAAAAGCUUGGUUUUGAAGGAUUUCAAGCAGAUGAUGUCUUUUCUUCAGGUUAUGCAACUGUGAAAUAUCUUGAACACAAUAAUAUUCAUAAGGUAUUUGUUUGCGGCUACGAGGGUUUAAUGCAGGAACUUAGAGAGCAUGGAUUCGAAGUUCAUAACAUCAAAACAGAUCCAGAACCUCAGCCAGUUGAAGCAGUUGUAAUUUCGAGGUCAGAAACUUUAUCUCAUGAAGAAAUUGCCAGAGGAAUCAAUCUUAUAAAGAAUUAUGGAGCUAAACUUAUUGGUGCAAGUCCAGAUCCUAAUUUCCCAAUGCCAGGCGGAAUCUUGGUUUGUGGAACCUGA